AUGGCAAACAACACUCAAUACGGAGGCGAUCCUCUCCCCGAUGUGGGCGCCACCUAUCCCUCCCAGAACAACCAAUCCAAAUCCGGCGAAGACGACUGGACAAAGCGUCCGCCCUACAGCAUCCGCUCCCCUGAGGAAUUCGGGCCCGUGAAAUGGCGUGGGAAAUGCCAAUGCGGCCAGGUGACUUAUCAAUUAAGCCGGGACCGACCAUUGAAGUCUAAAUUCUGCCACUGUCGGGGCUGUCAAGUGACGCAUGGCGCUCCAUUCCAAUGGGCGGCUAUUUUCCAUAAAUCUGAUCUCGCUUUUACGAAGGGGGCUGAAGGCCUGUCGUUCUACUCCUCCACGAAUGACACCCAGGAGUAUAAGCUUCCGACUAAGGUGUAUUGUUCCUAUUGUCGAUCUCCUAUUAUGGACGAGGGACGGAAUGUCUGCUUGAUGUUUCCGCAGGCCAUCGAGAGCGCUGAUUAUGAUGAACAUCGACAGCACUGGCGCGAGGCGUUUGAACCAGAGUGCCAUAUUUUCUACGGCAAGCGAGUCCUGGAUAUUCCGGAUGGGAAGCCCAAGUGGUCGGGAAUUGAUGAGCAAAGUGAUCUUUUGGAUGAGCAAGGCCUGGCUCUUCUCGCCGCACCGGCGGCAGCCGUCACACAGAUAUCCAACGAUGAAAUGAACAACUUCCUCAGCCAAGGCGCUGUCGAGCUCGCUACCCGUUACGCACCUCUCUGGUUCUUCGGCCAGGCAGUGGACCAACCUCCCUGUUAUCCGACCUGGGCUUUCGGGGGCUCACCCAACUCGUCGGACAUAUACGACGCGGCUCACAAAACACCCGCUGCACCACAGUGCGAGUAUCCAGACGUGGGCUGUGGAUGUCGCAAACCUGGAGUAGCAACAGGGAAUCCUGGUCCUGCAUUUCCCAUCUACUACACGUUCAAGCAGUGCAACGAGACCGAUGUGCGGGUAGUGUAUAACCUGUUCUAUGAGAAGGACGGGGCCGAGGUGCUGGAUCUGAUUGACACUGGCCAUGACUAUGACUGGGAACGAGUUGUCAUCAUCCAUUCACGAAAUGCGAACAACACCUGGCAACCCUCUCGUGCGCUCCUGUCGGCCCAUAGCGGCUACCAUAAUCUUGCAUGGGGCAGCAUCCAUAGCACCCUGACCACAGAGCAAAUCAACGCUGGGGACGCUCGAAAUUCCGAUGGUGUCAAGAAUAAUGACCAUCCAAAGGUGUAUGUGUCAUGGUCGAAGCAUGCACAUUUUGACACCGUCUUGACUACCUGGCUUGAUCCGCUGAGCCAGUCACUCGAUAAUGCGUUUCGCAGCGAUGACUGGUGGCACUUUGUCGAACCGAAGUACUAUAUACGAUCGGAUAACUCGACCGCAGCUGGAAUAGCAUUCAACAUCCCAACUCACAAAACCUCAACAACAAUGUCCUGGUCCCAAAAAACCUUCACCCUGCCAGCCCGCUCACGCGGCAGCUACCUCAUCACGGACCACGUGCUGGAGCAACUCCCCGAGAUCAAGAACUACAAGGUCGGCAUGCUGAACCUGUUCGUGCAGCACACGAGCUGCGCGCUGUCACUGAACGAGAACUGGGAUGAUGAUGUGCGCGCGGAUAUGAGUGAUGCGCUGGAUCGCAUCGCUCCGUAUGAUAAGAAGGGGAAUCUUUAUAGGCAUUCGGCUGAGGGGGAGGAUGAUAUGCCGGCUCAUAUCAAGUCCGCGUUGAUUGGCGCUUCGGUUACGAUUCCUAUUUCUAAUGGUCGCUUGGCUACGGGUACGUGGCAGGGUAUUUGGUACUUGGAGUUUAGGGCCAUGAGACACUCUCGGAAGGUGGUUGCUACGAUUCAGGGUGAGAAGGCUUGA
Molecule: messenger RNA, 1857 nt
Organism: Aspergillus neoniger CBS 115656
Lineage: Eukaryota; Fungi; Ascomycota; Eurotiomycetes; Eurotiales; Aspergillaceae
Product: UPF0047-domain-containing protein
Exons: 8
Coding region: 1-1857 (618 amino acids)
Molecular function (GO): carbon-sulfur lyase activity
Source: RefSeq, a predicted model, not a curated record